AUGGUCGGCAUUUCAAACCUCUUCUGUUGGGUCACUGCGAUAUGGCUCUUCGCAGCCCCGUCUAUUUUGGGAGCGCCUACCAGCGAUGUACAGCUGGAAGAGAGGCAAUCGAUCAGCAAAAUGGUGUUUUGUCAUUUCAUGAUUGGAAUCGUAGAUGACCGCACCAGCGCUGCGGAUUAUGAUUCAGACAUGCAGAGAGCAAAGGCACUUGGUAUCGACGCAUUCGCGCUGAAUAUCGGCGUGGAUGCUUACACGGACACGCAACUCGGAUACGCGUACCAAUCGGCAGCUGAUAAUGAUAUGAAGGCCUUCAUCUCGUUCGAUUUCAACUGGUACAGUCCUAGUUCUGGCGCCUCGGCAGUCGGACAGAUGAUUGCUAAAUACGCAUCACAAUCCGCCCAGCUUAAAGUUGAUAACAAAGUCUUUGCAUCUUCCUUUUCUGGUGAUGGACUUGAUGUGGCGACAAUGAGGUCCUCGGCUGGAGUUGACGUCUUCUGGGCUCCAAACUUCCAUCCCGGUCAAUCUGAUGCCAGUUUGGUAGAUGGUGCUCUCAAUUGGAUUGCUUGGGAUAACGAUGGGAACAACAAAGCCCCGAAACCUGGAGCAAAUAUUACUGUUGAGGACGGGGAUGCAACUUACCAGACAUGGUUGGGUGGAAAGCCUUAUAUCGCGCCUGUGUCUGCUUGGUUCAGCACGCACUUUGGCCCUGAAGUCUCGUACAGCAAGAAUUGGGUUUUCCCGUCUGAUCUUUUGUGGUUUCGUCGCUGGAACGACAUUUUGGCAAUGGGUCCACAGUUCUUAGAGAUCAUCACAUGGAACGAUUUUGGAGAGUCUCAUUACAUUGGCCCAUUGUCUUCCAAGCAUUACGAUGACGGCAACUCCAAGUGGACCAAUGAUAUGCCGCACGACGGCUGGCUAGAUAUGGCUAAGCCCUUCAUUGCCGCCUACCACGCUGGGUCAAAAACAGUGGAUGACUAUAUCACUAAUGACGAGCUCGUAUAUUGGUAUCGGCCUACGUUGCGUUCACUUGACUGCGAUGCGACCGAUACGACAAUGGUAACAGCAAACAAUGCGAGUGGGAACUAUUUCCAGGGUAGACCUGAUGGCUAUGAAGAUAUGGAAGAUACUGUCUUCGUUGUUGCCAUGCUUACUGCCCCUGGAACCGUGACGGUAACUUCUGGUGGCAACGCGAAAACUUUUAACGCCCCAAAGGGUGCUUCUGCUUAUCAAGUUCCCAUGUCAGUGGGAAAACAACAGUUUUCGCUCACUCGCGACUCGACAACAGUCCUCAGUGGAGAUUCGCUCAAGGAUAUCUCGUCGACUUGUAUUUGCGGCAUAUACAACUUCAAUGCAUAUGUUGGCACACUUCCAACUGGCCUCUCCGAUCCACUCGGUGUCGAUGGACUGGCAUCUUUGACUGUAGGCCUCCAUGUAUCGACAUGCUCAGCCGCACCGAGUCUGGGUACAGCACCAGCACCGGCAUCUCAGACGGGAGCGGUCAGUAAUUCAACACCAUCUACCACGGCCGGGACAGCAGCCGCAUCUUCUACAAAACCAAGUAGCACAAGAUCACCAGGCUCUGCCAGCCAAUCCACAUCCACAUCCGCAACACCAACCAAAACAACGGCAUCCGGCAGCUCAAGCCCAACAAUUGGCACCUGCGUUGCCGGCACUGUUGCUCUGGGCAUGUCAGACAAUCUUAGCGGGCUCUGCAGCUUCUCCUGCGGCUAUGGAUACUGCCCAACGGGAGUCUGUACCUGCACGAGCAAUGGUACGCCGGUUCCGCCGCCUCAGACCGGGACAAUGGGUUGUGCUUUGCAGGGUGAAGAUGGGAGUUAUACUGAGCUGUGUAGCUUCGCAUGUAGUCGUGGAUAUUGUCCGUCGGGGGCUUGUAGUUCUAGCUGCUGA
This is a messenger RNA of Lachnellula hyalina, 1908 nucleotides long. RefSeq names its product Mutanase. Bases 1 to 1908 code for a protein of 635 amino acids. NCBI's taxonomy places the organism in Eukaryota, Fungi, Ascomycota, Leotiomycetes, Helotiales, Lachnaceae. Gene Ontology annotation, biological process: mating projection tip cell wall disassembly. The transcript is spliced from 7 exons. The record is from RefSeq and is a predicted model, not a curated record. Gene Ontology annotation, molecular function: glucan endo-1,3-alpha-glucosidase activity.